Messenger RNA from Dunckerocampus dactyliophorus (ringed pipefish), 2275 nucleotides. RefSeq names its product TBC1 domain family, member 19 (gene tbc1d19). The coding region runs from base 118 to 1698 and encodes 526 amino acids. The record is from RefSeq and is a predicted model, not a curated record. Lineage: Eukaryota; Metazoa; Chordata; Actinopteri; Syngnathiformes; Syngnathidae. The transcript is spliced from 21 exons.
UCUUAUUUCUCCCCGGAACGCGCGGACCCACUUCCUGUGAGGCGACUGGAUGCUAACCUAGAAUAUCAAACUAAACGCUUAGAUGUCCUGCUGUAAAACGACGUAUCCACGUUAAAAAUGAUGGAGGAAAACACUGAGUUAUCUGUGACGAUAGCUCGGUUGGUCCAGCGCCUGGCGGGGAGCCAUUUGCACUCCCAAAUCGAGCGUCAAGCUAAAGAGUGUCUUCACCAACCGGAGAUUAAACUGGAAUAUCUGAAAGAAGAUGUGCGUAGUUUCCUCAAAUCAUCAGGCUGGGAAAGAAAGCUCCAGAAUGCAGUGUACAGAGAAUUACACAUCCAGAUGCCCUCGAGCCACCCGGCGGCCACCGCAGAGCACCUCAAAGAGCCCCUGGCCUACAUGCGCAAAGCCCAGGCCAGCUGGGAGAGGCGCAUACUGAAAAGCCUGAACAGCAUGAGCACAGAGUUGGGAGUGCCUCUGGCGCGUAUGAGGCCGAUUGCCGAGCAACAGGAGCUAGCGAACAAGUGGAACGAGAUGGGCACGGAUGAACCAGACUUAAGCCGCUUCCGGCCUGUCUAUGCCCCAAAAGACUUCCUGGAGGUGGUGGUUGGCUUGCGGAACCCCAACCAUGACAGCAGUGAGGACAUCUGUGCCAAGAGCCACUGGGGCCUCAUCCAGGUUCCCCUCCACGUUACUGACAUCCAACAGCUGAGACGAGCCUACUUGGAACUCAGCCUCGCAGCUGGACAGUUGGGGAUCGAUGACAACGCACAUAUCCAUCCAGACGUAUUUGAAAACGACUAUGUUGAUAUUGGAAAAAAAGUGCUUGCAGAGCAGGACAGUGCAGCAGCGCAGCAGUACAGCAGGCAGGGCUGCCCCACUGGGCUCCGGGCUGACCUGUGGGCCCUCAUCCUCAAUUCAGUCAACCAUCCACAGGAUGUCCUACAUUAUGAGCAGCUAAAGGCGGGAGUCAUCCAACAUGACCUGCUGGUGGACAACCUUAUCUACAAGGAUGUGAAGCUGACUGCCAGCAAUGAUGACUACUACUUUGUCUUUGAGGACUUCCUCUACCAGGUGCUCCUGUGCUUCUCCCGGGAUGCUGCCGUCCUGGAGCACUUCAAGUACAACAGCGCCACUCCUCCCAAAUCCUCUCUUCAGGGCAAAGAAGAUGACGUACAGCGUGACGUUUUUUAUCCUCCCAAUGGUGUGAUCCCCUUCCAUGGCUUCUCAAUGUAUGUGGCGCCUCUCUGCUUCCUGUACAACGAACCGUCCAAGCUGUACAGCGUCUUCAGGGAGAUGUACACGCGCUACUUCUUCAGACUGCACUCCAUCUCCUCGGCGUCAUCAGGUAUAGUGUCUCUGUGUCUGCUCUUUGAGAGGCUCCUGCAAGCACACCUGCCUCAGCUCUUUUACCACCUGCGACAGAUGGGAGCUCAGCCGUUGCGCAUCGCCUUCAAGUGGUUGGUCCGAGCCUUUUCCGGCUAUCUCUCCACUGACCAGCUGCUUUGUCUUUGGGACAGAAUCCUUGGCUACGACUCCCUGGAACCUGUUGCAGUCCUGGCAGCUGCCGUCUUUGCCUUUCGUGCUGAGAACUUGAUGGAAGUGACGUCCCUGGCUUCAGCUGAGGCUGUCCUUGCAGACCUUUCAACCCUCCGGGUCAUGCCUCUCCUCCAGAUCUUCCUGUUUGCCACGACCGUCUAAACAAGCGUCACCAUGACACAUGACAGCAUGUUUGAUGUCUACUGUAAUGACCACUUCCUGUGUCCAGAAAGUCAGUGUAGUUUAAUGCUGUAGUUUGAAAUCAUUCCGCUUUGUCUAUUUAUUUUUUGUAAUGUAUUUGCUUAAAUCAAUAGGGAUUGAUUAUAUUGUUAGAAACAGUACAGUAAGAUACAAUAAUUGUCCUGUUAAUGUAAAAAGUAUACUUAAGGGGGGGGAAAAAAUCCACACCUACACACAGCCAGUUGUGUUGAAAAGAGUUUAAAUUUGAGAAAAGUUUAAAUUUGAAGUUGGAGCAAAACAGCAGCAGCAAUGGUAACAAUAAGUUAAAUGUUGCAACAAUAAAUAAAACACUUUUACACUUCCUCGUUACAAAGCCAUGUAACAGUAAUAAAAAAACAUUUCAAGUAGAGCAGCUCAACAACUGCAUCAAAGGUUAAUUUAAGUCAGUUUUUAAAUCAUUUUUCAAAUGAAAACAAAUUUCAAAAGAAAACCUUUUCUGAAUGUAAACUGAAUGACAAUUUGAUUUAUUGGUUGAUGAAUAUAGAAAAUGUCCAAUGAA